UGUAUUAAAAAAUGAGAUAAAAUCCUGAAGGAAAAAAAAUUAUAUAUAUAUACUCACUGAUAUGGCCUAGAAGCAAUGAUAUAUCCUACUACCCAUGGCUUAUCCGCUGGUUUCUGUAUACCAUUCUCCACUGUAAGGAACCAGAGUUUCAUGCCUUAUGGAACAAUGGUGGAUUCUAGGUCUAGGACAGGUAAUAUAUAAAGUGAACCUGAAAUAUCUCGUGCAAUUAAGUAAAGUGCACAAAAAUGAUUUCUUUGCAGGAAUGGCAAUAAAUGCAGAGGGAACGUGCGUCAGUUUCCUCAUCUGUUACAUGGGGAUAACUAUCUAACUUACAGGGUUGCAAUGCAGAAUGAGUAAGUUAAUAUGGGCUAAACACUAUGUUGGCUGUUGUCCCAUUGCCCCCGCGGGGCAGAAUACACCUCCCAGCGCCUCACUCCACCUGUGGAGCAGAUUCGGCGGGGCGACCAUAGAGGCGUGAGACCUCCGGGCUUGCUAGAAGGAAAGCGGCCGGAACGCCGUCCCGGAGGUGGCAAGCGUGACGCACUUCCGGCCUUUGUAGCCGGUCACUGUGCGGGCUGUGGUUGUCAAGGACCGGGAGGCGGUGGGGCCUGGCGGGGUGGCCUCUCCUCCCGCGGAUGCUCGAUUUUAGGGUUUUCAGAAGAAAAGAUCAAAGGGAGUCAUCAAGGAUAGAUUCUUUUUCUGAAUAGUGAAGCCUAAAAUGGCCACAGCCUCCGUCCUUCAGACUCCAGAGAUGCAGGAAGGACGUCUGGCAGUAAAGGUAGAAGAGGAAGAGGGGGAUUGUGCCUCUGGGCAGGAAUCUGGCCCGUGGAGAGAUCACCCGCAUAGCAGAGAGAUCUUCCGUAGACGCUUCAGGCAGUUCUGCUACCAGGAGACCCCUGGACCCCGCGAGGCUCUUCGAAGGCUCCGCGAGCUGUGCCGCCAGUGGCUGCGGCCCGAGACGCACAGCAAGGAGCAGAUCCUGGAGCUGCUGGUGCUGGAGCAGUUCCUGACCAUCCUGCCCGAGGAGCUCCAGGCCUGGGUGCGGGAGCACCACCCGGAGAGCGGGGAGCAGGCGGUGACCGUGCUGGAGGAUCUGGAGCGGGAGCUGGACGAGCCGGGAGAGCAGGUUCCAGCCUGUGCCCGUGAGCAGGAAGAGUUGGUGAAGGAGGAGGCAGGUCGGGGAGCAGCCCAGGACUCAUCAAGCAGCCAGCCCCCGACCUUGGAAGGGCCGCAUCAGUGCAGGUCGCGGGAGGUGUGCCUGCUUCGGGAGAUCGGGGAUGAGGCUGGGGCUUGGAGUGUGCAGUCAGCCCCGAAGAGGGAGCUCUGUAAAGAAAAGAAACGUCUUGUGGAAGUUCCUGAGAAACUGAACGGUGACACUCUUCUGGGGCCUGAGUGUGCAGACACAUGUGACCAGGAGGGCAGGUGGGAGAGGCAGCGGGCCAGCUCCUCGGCGGAGAGACCCUACGUCUGUGGUGAGUGUGGGAAGAGCUUCACCCAGAACUCCAUCCUGAUCGAGCACCAGAGGACACACACCGGGGAGAAGCCCUACGGGUGUGAUGAGUGCGGACGGGCCUUCAGCCAGCGCUCGGGUCUGUUCCAGCACCAGAGACUCCACACCGGGGAGAAGCGCUACCAGUGUGGCAUCUGUGGCAAAGCGUUCAGCCAGAACGCGGGGCUCUUCCAUCACCUCCGGAUCCACACGGGGGAGAAGCCCUUCCAGUGCAGCCAGUGCAGGAAGAGCUUCAGCCGACGUUCUGUCCUCAUUAAGCAUCAGCGAAUUCACACUGGAGAAAGGCCUUACGAAUGUGAAGACUGUGGCAAGAACUUUAUUUAUCACUGCAACCUCGUCCAGCAUCGGAAGGUCCACCCUGGGGUGGGUGCCGCUAGCCCCCUGGAGCAGGUCUCUCUGGACUCACACCCAGUUUUCCAUGCCAACGUCUCAGCUCUAUGAUGAAGCCACUGCUUCUGAAUAUAUACCUGUGUUAGAAUCACCUGGGUUGUUUGAACUGCAGUUUCCUGGGCACUACCACAGACCGGCUGAAUGUUUGUGAGGGCAGGACCUGGGAAUCUGCAUUUCAGCUAGCGUAUCGGUGGUUGUCAGACUUGAGGUAACUAUAUAUAAUGUAUUGCCCAAUCUAGGACACUUCUGAGAAUGAAAGGGAUUGCUGUUAAUAAUUACAGCCAGCCAAGAGGCAUAAAUCAGGAUGUAUGGUCUUCCUACUUAAGACUUUUCCUGCUGAGGAGAUAGAAGAAGAAGAGACAGAAAGAAUACAAUGUUCUCAUGAAAGCUAAGGUAGAGCAUCUAUGAAGGAGCUGUGGGAUGUUUAGGUGUAGCCACCUAGACCAAAGUAGCCACCGUCUGCCUGGUUUGAAAUAAUCCCCGUUAACACACUUAUUGGAUUAGGUAAGAAGGGGUGGGUAUGCCUAUAAAAACAACACCCACCCAGAAAAGCCCUCCCUCCCCCCCAAAAAAAACCCACAAACAACAACAAAACGCUUAAAAUAGCUAGUUACCUAAGAUGAGCCUGUUGAGACUAUGGCUUACCAGACAAGAGAGAUGACGUUCCAGAAGCAUAGGAGCAUUUCCGUGGUAGAGGAUCGAUGGACUAGUGAGGGCUGUUCACCUCUAACACACAGAGGAAGCGUGGGAAUAUAGCGCGCCAGAUCACAACCUCACGGGAAUAAGGCAGAGGGCAAGCCGUUUGAAGCAAGUAGCUAGGAUGAACGAGGUCCAGAUAUUGUGCCAAGUUUCCUAAGUUAUCAUAAUUGAUGCACAUUGUUCACGGGCUGUGCAACCAGAGCGCUCUUAACACCGCAGGGUACCAAACACGGGCUGACCAGGCCCCACAUUCCGCAGUUGCCCCGGGGCCAUUCACAGCGGGGACCGGGCAUGUGGCUUCCCCUCACUUUCUGCUAAUUCUGCAGAGUCAGGGAUCUGUAAGUGGUCAGGUUACUCAAAAGGACCGGAGUCACAUGCACAAAGAUUGAGACGGUGGACAGCAAACCAGCACCUGCCCCUCUUAAUGCCGCUUUGCUCAGGUGGGUGUCGAUUAUUGCUUCAGACCCUGGGGGCCGAGUGGACCAGGGUCCUAGGGAACGGAGGACUGCGUCGCAUUCCCUCAGUGUAACAGAGAGACGGGCCCAGGCUGAGUGGCUGCUGGACACCCGGUGGACCCGCCUGCGCUGUGCAGAGGCCACCGAGGGCCCCUGCGGUGGGAGCCGGCCAACCACUGAGAUGCAGGACCUCUGUGCUUCCUAGAGGGGCGGUGUGGAGCGGGUGGAGGCGUGCCCGGGCGCCGUGACGUACUUCCGGUCUCGUGUGAGCCACGGCUAGCGCGAGCCUUUUCCGGCGAGAGGCGCCCGCGAGGCUUGGUGGCCGCUCCCCGAGACGCAGGCUCGUCUGUGUCGCCGCCCGCGGACGUGGACGCGAGCGCUGCGCGGACCACCCGCUUCGGGGCUCCGGGCGCUGGUACGUCUUUACGGCCGGCGGUGGUUUUCUGUCCCCCUCCGGAGUCCUGUUUUCAUCGAGGCCUUCGUGGCGGUGGUCAUAACCUUGCACGCCAGUGCCGGGAGGGUUCGUCCCGGAGGACGUACGGUGACGGGAUCUCAGGACUCAGAAAACGGAGGAAAGUGUGAUUUCCUCGGCUCAGAGAACGUUGAGAAGUGGGCGCGUCCUUCGAGCGGACAUGGGCUGCCGGUCGCGUAGUGCGGGUCUCCAGGUGCUUUUAAGACCCCUCCAGCUCACAGUGCCGUGGGGACGAGGGGAACACCCCUGCGAUACCGCGCGGAUGCCCGGAGCCGGGGGUGGGGGCACCUCCCGGAGAGGCGGAGAGCUGAGCGGAAACGGGCGACCGGAGGCAGCCGAGGGAAGGUGGGUGUGCUGUGGCCGGGGCGGAGAGGAUGAGCAGGUGACAGCUGCGAUACCCCAGGGAACUUGGACUUGAAAAGGCAGUGUGCCUCUCCGUCCUUUCCGUGUGACGGCCCCCGCACAGAAUGCACGCGAUGUGUGUGCGCACACUGCCUCGCAGAAGGGAGCAGGCCCCGGCUACGCUGCCCCGGGUCCGCGCGCGGCCGCCUCGUAGCCCAGGUGGUCAAUGUGCUGGCGCUGCUCCGGGAGGCGGACUCCGCAGAGACGGGAGUCCCUGUCUUCACGCACGGGAGCAGCGUCAUCUUACUAGGCUUCUAGAAAUUCCAGGAGCGGGGUGGCAGAUGGAUUGGAAGGGGGUAGGACUGGAAGCAAGAGAGGGGAGAGAUGCGCAGGCGUCACGGAGAGAGCCGGUACUGUGAGUUGGUGAAAGCCAGGUGCUGGCCGUGGAAGUGACGAGGGUGGAGUGGGUUGUGUGGAAGACGCGGAUUUAACUCCACUUGAUGUCUAAGGGAGAACGAUUGUUGAAAAGGUGCUGAGGACAAUGCCCGGCACGUAGUACGUAUUACAAGCUUUAUUUUUAACAUAGGGAUGAUUAGGUUUUUGGAUUAGUAGAUGGUAAGGGGAAUGAAUGUGUCAUUUUUCAACGUUUUUUAUUUAUUUUUGGGACAGAGAGAGACAGAGCAUGAACGGGGGAGGGGCAGAGAGAGAGGGAGACACAGAAUCGGAAACAGGCUCCAGGCUCCGAGCCAUCAGCCCAGAGCCUGACGCGGGGCUCGAACUCACGGACCGCGAGAUCGUGACCUGGCUGAAGUCGGACGCUUAACCGACUGCACCACCCAGGCGCCCCUGAAUGUGUCAUUUUUAAAGAAAUGGGUAGGGCCACCUGAAUGGCUCAGUCGUUAAGUGUCCGGCUCUUGGUUUCGGCUCAAGAUCUUGUGGUUUCUGGGAGCCCCAGUUGGGCUCUGUGCUGACAGUGCCGGAGCAAAGUAAAGUUAAAAAAAAAUAAAAAGAAAUGAGUAAUUUUGGAAGAGCCAUUGAUUAUGAGGGGGAAACGAUGAGUUAAUUUUUGGUGGUGUUGAGGUGCUUUUAAGACCUAGGACUGGAAGAGUCUUAUACCAUUGGACUACAAUGGUCUUGAUCUCCAAAGUAAGACUGGGAAAAGAGAAUAGAUUUAGGAGUUGUUAGGUGAAAGCGUCUCAGUUCUCAGAUGCUACUGAAUGGACGAGAUUGCCCAGAAUGAAUGUGGAAUGAGAAGGCCGGAUCCCAGCUUGGGGUAACCGGACAUUUCUUGGCAAGCUGAAGAAAAGCCAUAAAGUGGACUUAAGAAUGAGCUUUUGACAAGUCCUUAUAUAAGCUUGAGCACCAAGUGUUGGUCUAAGCACUUUACAAAAGCCAGCUCAUGGGAAAACGGCCAGAAGAUUGCAGUUCCUUAGAAGAUUGGGAGUGGUUAGAGUGUUAGGGACUGCGGGGGCAUCUGGUAAGUAAAGGACUGAAAAAUACUCACUGGGUUUGUAUACAAGGGGGGCUUUGGUUAAUUGACUUGGGCCCCCUAACUCAAAUGUGGGACACCCCAACUGACAUGCACACUGUUCUUUUCUAAAACUAAAAAUGCCUUUGAAAGAAUCUAGCAUAAUUCUUGGCACAGAGAGGUUGAUUUAUAAAUAUGAUUGACUAAAUCUGUGACACGCAAUUCAAGUAAGCAAAGCUGUUUGCGUUGUUUUUGUUAUCGGGAUAUUUCACGUUAUCUGAAUAUUUCACUUCAGUUUCUAGAUCUAAAAGCUACUAGUAUUGUUCUGUAGUCCUAAAGUAACCGAAUUGUCUAUAAAUCAAUUUUAGGACAUUUUUCUAAUGACAUUUUGUGCUUGUCUUAUCUUUUACAGGGCCUCUUUACCUUCAAAUCAUUGACUUGACCACAGCGAUUCACUCUGAGUAAAUAUGUUCUUAGUUUGGAGUUGAUCUCUGUUAACAGUGAUGUGUUAUGCCUUAUCACCAGCCUUAUUAAGCCCCUGCUACUGUUGUGGUGAACUGCUUUGCCCAGGAAUGAUUCAGUCCAACCCUUUUGGGCUGCAGAAGAACAGAAGGGAUGUCAAAUAGUUAAAGCAUCUAGCCUGCACAGAAAUGGUGCUUCUGACAGUUCUUCGGACAAAACUCAUGGCAGUUCUGUUAGGAGGAUUCCCUUGGGCCUCAGGAGUCCGGCUCCAGGCAGGCUCUCCGCCGCCAGUAGCUGCGGCCCGAGACGCACAGCAAGGAGCAGAUCCUGGAGCUGCUGGUGCUGGAGCAGCUCCUGACCAUCCUGCCCGAGGAGCUCCAGGCCUGGGUGCGGGGGCAGCAUCCAGUGUAUAGGGAGGAGGCUGUUACUGGACUGGGGGCUUGUUGAGGAAGCUGGACCAUCCAGGAGGAAGGUGAGAUAAGGAAGAAACAAUCUAUUACCAGAGGCAGGUAUUCUCUCCAGAGAGAGAGCAGAGACUUGAAGUUUCCUCUCAAGUGUAGUGAGAGGAAAUGGCUAAGAUGCAUGGGCCAGAGUUGUGUUCCCCUCCCUGUCCGUUUAUUCCCUGUCCUUGUAGGUCAAAGGAAACUCUGCUUUCUGUCGUCCUCUUCUGUUCCCCGAUUAAUACUGGGAUCUAAGCUCUAGAACCCUAGCAGAUACCACCCUGGUCAAAUUUCUCUAAUUGUCCCUGGGUCCUUUGUCCUCCUGUGGGGACAGGAAGGGCAAACGAGGGCCCUAAGGGCAAAUGGCUUGCCUGGCAGCAGCAUUAAGACUCACGGGGUGGGGAGGGCAGGGCAGCUCCAGCCAGAAACAGGGCAGCUCAGAUCUGAAUCUACUGAGGAGAAAGAGGAGAUCCUACCGGGGAAAAGAUCAGAAAUGUCUUUUGCGUUUUUCCAAAUGAACCUCAUCACUAAACCUUUUGCCUACCUUUCACUUGAUGUCUUCUUUCAUUUUUACCUUGUCCCUCUAAGCACAUUGUUUUAACCUUGAUUGUCAUUCUCCCUUCACUACUUUGCACUAACAUUGUUGAAAAUCCUGCUUCUAUUGAAGGGUUGUUUCUCCAUUCUAACUGAAUACUGCCAGCUUCCCUGGGCCUGACCUUUUAUGCCAAAGGCAGGACGACAUUUUUCUACAUUGAAGCCAAUAGAAAAUGACUCAAAGGCUACAUACAAUAGAAAAGUUAUUAAAUGUGCAUUUUCAAAGACUUCGUGUAGAAAACAAAACUUAUUUAGUAUUUUUAUGUGCUCAUUGGACAAGCACACAUAUAUGCCCAAAUUGUAAUCAUACUGAACAUACCAACUGACAGUACUUUUAAAUUUAGUAUUACAUUAUGGACAUAUUUCCCAAGAGUUACAUGUAAUGUAUACAUAUGGCUGACAUAAGUUCCAUUGUACAGAUAUCAAAUUAUUUUUCAUUUUUACUUUAAUCAUGUCUUUAUUAAAAAUUAGCUGUCCAGAAUGAUUUGACAUUUAUGGAACAAAUAAACUGAAGCUUAUGCAGCAGG
Molecule: messenger RNA, 7359 nt
Organism: Panthera uncia (snow leopard)
Lineage: Eukaryota; Metazoa; Chordata; Mammalia; Carnivora; Felidae
Gene: ZSCAN23
Product: zinc finger and SCAN domain containing 23
Exons: 5
Coding region: 719-1951 (410 amino acids)
Biological process (GO): regulation of transcription by RNA polymerase II
Molecular function (GO): DNA-binding transcription factor activity, RNA polymerase II-specific; RNA polymerase II cis-regulatory region sequence-specific DNA binding
Source: RefSeq, a predicted model, not a curated record